Aphanomyces astaci is the source of this 1116-nucleotide messenger RNA. RefSeq lists its product as hypothetical. The record is from RefSeq and is a predicted model, not a curated record. Lineage: Eukaryota; Oomycota; Saprolegniomycetes; Saprolegniales; Verrucalvaceae. The transcript has 9 exons. The coding region runs from base 51 to 1097 and encodes 348 amino acids.
UUGGCAUCGCAUUUCCGUUCUCCGAAUUGCCCACACAGGUGUUCAUCAUCAUGGACACCCUUCCCAUGGCCGCCGUGGCCUCCGCCGCCGAAAAGAUCCUCCGCGCAGACAUCUUGCUUGUGGCCGUGGGGGCGGGCUUUUCAGCGGAUUCCGGCCUUCCUGUCUACAAGGACAUUGCCGACGUCCUAGCGUACCACCAGUUGGGCGUUGACUACCAAGACCUGUGCGACCCAUAUUGGAUAUACGACGACAUAUCCAUCUUUCUCGGGUUUUGGGGCGAGUCGUUCAACCAGUACCGCAACACGACGCCGCAUGCUGGCUACGACAUUUUGAAGCGGUGGAAGCAACGGUUGACAUGCCAACUGAUCAAAGACAAGCUCGCCAACAACAACCCGACCAACACGACGACAAGUCCGUUCUUUGUGUUUACGUCGAACGUGGACUCGCACUGCACUCGCGUGUUUGCCAAGAACGAAGUGUACGACGUCCAUGGCAACACUGACCAUUGGCAAUGUGCUGGGUCCAAGGAGAAGUCGCCCCCGUGCUGCAACGACACGUGGACGUUACCGCCGGCCUUUCGAUUCGACGUCGACCACAGGACCAUGCUCGUCCACGACACGUCCUCCCCCCUGCUGCAAUGUCCUCGGUGCAAGGGGCCCGGUCGCCCCAACGUGCUCAUGUUUCGUGACAAGCAUUGGAUUCCCAACGACGCUGCGGCGGACCGAUAUCAUGCGUGGGAAGACGCUGUGGAGGACGUGUUGCAGCAACACCCGUCCAAGCGGUUGGUCGUGCUGGAGAUUGGCUGCGGCACGCGGGUACAAGACAAUAAAACAGCCAAUCAAUCAACUCGAGGAUGUAGGUGGAAACUGUGCGCGAAAACAACGAAGAGCUCGUGCAGGCCGUGCUCGAAAGCGGCGGUCAAGCCACGCUUAUCCGCGUCAACCCCGAAGUCGAAGACGAAGAUGACUCGGAGCUUUCGUACCCCCACUUGCUCUCCAUCCACGCCACGGGGCUCGCGACGUUGCAAGCAAUCGACCACGUCAUUCAGAGCGGCCUCGUCGCCAUCCCCCCGUGCAAUUAGACAUUUGUGGUUGUAACAUGAUGUAUUUGUCGAUA